UUAGCAAAAAGGAUAUGGUUACAUUGUUAUCUCCAGUAUUGAAAGAAGGUAAUCCUCACGGUAAACAAGAGAUAUUUAAUGCAAAUACCAGUAAUUUUGUACGAAUACUCUGUGAAUUAAUAGUACUUUAUAAGAUUAACAUUCUUAAGAAUUGUUAUAAAAACUUUUACUCUGACCUGUACUAUAAAAUUAAUUUUUCUAGUUGUAAAUCGUAUCAAAUCUGGCUUUCUAAUAAUGUCAAAACUAUCGAUAAAACAUUAUCUUUAUUGGCAUUGUAAUUUUUCUGUGCCACAAUGUAUACAGAAUGACACAAGCUCAUUAGUAAUAACAAGCAAUUCUGUACAACAUUAGGUAGAUGUUAUCUGUAAUUUCAUAUACUACAAUACAUGAAGAACAGUACCGUUUAAAAGUAUUUACUUAAUUUGAGAAAAACAAUUAAAAAAAUGGUGUUCAAAUCUUACGACUUUAAAAAAAAUAUUUAAAAGUGUUUAUAAAAAUAUUUUUUUGUAUAUUUUAAAUAAAAUGUGGCGUUCCUAGUGUUUGAAGUUUGAAAAUGUGGGUUUUCGGAGUGUUUUUGGUAAUAUCUAUCCUACAUCAGACCACUAGCUCAAGCACUGAAACCCAACAGACUUGCGAUAGCUGCAGAGUACCUCUGAACCAAACCCUCCUCAUAAACCAACCGGAUCUGUAUUAUUUCGCUACCAAUCCACAACCAAGCCACUUCACUUGCAAAAUAACGGACUGGAACGACCCUUUCUACGAUUUCCAGGCAUCAGACGAAAAACUAUCCACCUUUUGGUACCCGGCAAGAAGAAAAGUACGAUACGGACCAUACGAGUAUGUUCUGUGGGGAGACCAGUACGGCCAGAGACUUGACAAGACUAACAUUGAUUUGUCUGACUUGAAUUCAAUUGGAAAUCAAGAUUGUUUAGUUGAAAACAUUCUUAACACGUCAAACGCCAAGUUUUUAGUACCACAAAUGUGUAACUCUAAUCAUUUAUUUAAAUGCGUUGCUUCUUCGAGAACUUUGAACCAUCAUAUCAAAUCUUACUGUUCAAGUUGCCCGUACUGCUUUGAUAACAACUCUAAAUGCUCCAUUCAAGAGAAUUCAUCGUAUUUUACUCUAUUCAAUUCAAUUCCUGUCUCAAACGACAUGAGAGUCCUCUGCCCUGAUUGUUUUCAAUCAAACACCUGCUUUGGAAAGGUCAACAUGGUUCUAACCUUCAACGAGAAAAAAAGGACCCUGUAUCUAGCGAUAUACUCACCAGAAUGCAUCUAUAAUUGGAAGAAUAAAUCUUAUAUAUACUGUUUCACCGAUGCAAGUGACAAACUUCGAAAAAAAGUCGACAUUGACUUGUAUUUGAACCAAACCAAGCAUCCUUCCAGGAAAGACCGUUCAGUCAUAUACAAUGUGAGGUUAGAGAAGUACAUGGGUACUUACUGGUGUGAAGCGUACUCUAUUAAAAAUAGAAGAGAGACUAGGCAUGUUGUUUCGAACAAUGUCACGGCAUAUAAAGUUAAAGUUGGUAAUGAGUUUAGUGUGAAACUCAAAAUUAAAGAUGUAUGUUCGCAUGCUGAUUGCGAAGAUACUGAUGAUGUAUCCGAUGUGUUUAGUUACUUCAAAGGGAAGGAUUUAGUUACUUCAGAAAACAUCUUAGGAAACGAAGAAGAUUAUGCUAAAAUUCGGUUAAUGGCAAUACUAAAUUUUGAUGCCAAAUCUUCAGCUGAAGUCCUCAUACAUUUAUCAAUUCUUUCAGAUAACUCCCCUGAAGCAGACUACGAGAAAUUACAAGAAAUUUCCUUGGCCCUUCCUGAAUAUUUCGAGUUUCUUUACAUCAAAAGCAGCGAAUUUUGCAAUGGAGAACACCAAGACAACCUUACUUGGCCCCCUGCUUUACCCUACCAAGCUGUAAUGCCGGAGGAGUUGUGUUUACAGGACAACGGCUUCCCGGUUUGGAGAGUUUGUAUUGGUAACUUCCUGUCAGGGUAUUAUUGGGACAAAAUAAAGGGUAGCUGUUCUCUGAAAGAUUUCGGAGAAGAUACAGUAGCCCUGCAUAACUUCUCAGCUCACGAAAUAACCGAGGAUGUGAUACACGACGUGACACAUAUUGUAGAACACGGAAACCUCUCGGUGAGUGAUUUGUUCUACGUGUCUCAGAUCCUGGAUAAGUUCGCUGAUAACGCCACGUCAAACGUCACACUUUUCGACGCAUCCCUUGACGUAGUCAAUGAACUCUUAAAAACUAACUACAGCGUGCUGGCAAACGCUCAAGACCAAUUCAAUUUGACCGAUACAUACUUAAGGAUUAUCGAGAAUGUAGCUAAUAACUUGACAGAGUCUCAGAACAAAGGUUUGACGAUUCAGAAGCAUCAGAUCUUGGUGCACGCUUUCAAUCCUUUAUCUGAAAACGCCUCAGGCUUGGUGUUGUUUCAAAACUUGACUGUAAAGAACAUCGGAAAUUUCAGUGACGUACACAACUGGACUGACGUGGAUCUAGCCCUGUACGUCCCUACAGAAGACAUCCAGAGCAUCAGACACAGCAACCUGUCAAACGUCAGUAUCGUAGCAGUGGUUUACCUCAGCGACUCGUUUUUCUACACUUCAAACUCGAGUAACAACACGCCGAACUUAGUCAUCAACUUAAACAUACCCAAUUACGACACCUACCUAAGAAGUCGUAUCCCGGUGUUGAUCAGGACCAACAGCGAAGCUAGUAACGAGUCUGAGUGUGUUUUCUGGGACUAUGGGGAUCUGGUACAGCCUAAAAAAGGUACCUGGUCGACGCUGGGGGGUGAAUACGGUGGUGAAUUCGAAAACGACACCGGUUUGAAGCUUUGUUACUACUCUCAUCUCACUCAUCUAGCUUUGCUUAUAGCCGAUAGGUUCAACGCUAUAGUUUUAGAAGAGUCGUCUUUAACUAAUACAGUUUUGUCCUGGAUAACUGCCAUAGGAAGUUUGGUUAGUUGUGCAGGGUUGAUGGGUAUUUUUGCUACAGCUUUGACGUUCAGGUCUUGGAGAUCCAGGACGGGAACUCAAAUACUUUUGAAUCUUUCCGUAGCUAUUUUGCUAGAAAUUAUUUUUAUGUACGUUAACGAUACAGUAGACAUGAAUUGUACGUUUCCUGGGUUUGUAUUACAGUACUUGGUUAUAUGUAAGUUCUCCUGGAUGCUUGUCUACGCUUUCUGUCAGUAUUUGCGAUUUGUCAGGGUUUUUGGUCCGAUGCCGCGACAUCUAGUACUGAAAUCCGUGAUUUUCGGGUGGGGUUUUGGUCUAAUUCCUUCACUAACUGUCCUGAUCUCGGACCCAGAAACCUACAACGCCGAAGCAAAAUUCUGUUACCCCACAGGAAUAUCUCUGUACCUUGGUAUAUAUUUGCCCAUUCUAGUGAUUCUCUCAAUUAAUCUGUGCGUCUUUUGCAAGAUCCUUUACGAAAUCACUAGUGGGAGGAUCGAAAAAGUCCAUACAAGGAAAAAUAGAUCUCAGCACGUUAAAUUGGCAGUUCUUCUAUGUUCAGUCUUGGGAAUCCCCUGGAUAGUGGGAUUUCUGUUUAAUAUAGUAUCUUCAGGGUUGUUAAAGACCGUUUUUGUUUAUAUCUUCACCAUCAGCUCCGCCCUGCAAGGUUUUGUGAUGUUUCUGUUCUACGUAGCUUUCAAUCCAGAGACUAGAGCUUUUUGGAGUAGGACUCUGUCAAAUAAGACGAGAAUAUCUUCGAAAAAUAGCAUGUCAGUUUCGAUUAUUUCAUAAAAGAAUGAAGUAUUUUUUUAUAUAUUAUUUAUGGUAGUAGUACCUCUUAGUUAUUUAAUGUUCUUAAUAUGACGUAACGGUGAACGAUGGUUGAACAGUCUUUAUAACACUUGUGUCUAGCCCCAGCAAGGCAACUAUCGAGCUUGACCAAUCACGUUAGAGUUUUGGACAAAAGCGGAUGCAGAACAGCCGUGGCGUACUAUAUAAUUUAUUACAAACAGAUAAAGAAAAUCAAUGAAUAUCUAAAAAACAAAUAGAAAUUAGUAAAAACCCCACCAAAUAACCAACUAACCAAUGAAUUAACACCCUCCAAAUAACCACGCUAAUCAAAGCUUAAUAGUUGCCUUGCUGGGGCUAGACAAAAAUCUUUAUAACUAUCCACGGGAAGGAAUAUUUCGUAAUUUUUAAUUGAAUUAUUCUAAAUUUUUAGUUAAUAAAGAAAAAAAAAUAAAAGUACACUCCCUCAAAAAGUCUUAAUUCACACCUAAUUCACACAUGUAAAAAGUGUUAAAUUUAAUGUAAUAUAUUAUAGGAAAUGUAUAUUAUUUUUUAAGAAUAUAUUCAAUAAAGUAU
Molecule: messenger RNA, 4318 nt
Organism: Sitophilus oryzae (rice weevil)
Lineage: Eukaryota; Metazoa; Arthropoda; Insecta; Coleoptera; Curculionidae
Product: adhesion G-protein coupled receptor G6-like
Exons: 2
Coding region: 554-3745 (1063 amino acids)
Biological process (GO): G protein-coupled receptor signaling pathway; cell surface receptor signaling pathway
Cellular component (GO): membrane
Molecular function (GO): G protein-coupled receptor activity
Source: RefSeq, a predicted model, not a curated record